This is a messenger RNA of Brassica oleracea var. oleracea, 1372 nucleotides long. Its product is annotated as UDP-glycosyltransferase 84A3-like. The coding region runs from base 53 to 1294 and encodes 413 amino acids. The record is from RefSeq and is a predicted model, not a curated record. The transcript has a single exon. NCBI's taxonomy places the organism in Eukaryota, Viridiplantae, Streptophyta, Magnoliopsida, Brassicales, Brassicaceae. Gene Ontology annotation, molecular function: UDP-glycosyltransferase activity.
GGGUGAAAAAGAUUUAGCAGUCUUGUUGUUGUUAUCAUCAAGAAAAGUAGAGAUGGAAUCGUCGCUGACUCAUGUGAUGCUCGUCUCAUUCCCAUCACAAGGUCACAUAAACCCUCUUCUUCGUCUGGGAAAGCUCAUAGCUUCUAAAGGCUUACUAGUCACUUUUGUCACCACGGAGGAGCCACUUGGCAAGAAGAUGCGUCAAGCCAACGAGAUUCAAGACGGCUUGCUUAAACCCGUCGGUUUAGGUUUCCUCCGGUUCGAGUUCUUUGACGAUGGGUUUACUCUCGACGACUUAGAGAACAAACAGAAAUCUGGUUUACUAUUCACAGAUCUUGAAGUUGCCGGAAAACGAGAGAUCAAGAAACUCAUCAAGAGAUACGAGGAAAUGAAGCAACCCGUAAGGUGUCUAAUAAACAACGCUUUUGUGCCGUGGGUAUGUGACGUGGCUGCUGAGCUUCAAAUCCCUUCGGCUGUUCUUUGGGUCCAGUCUUUCGCUUGCCUUGCGGCUUAUUAUUAUUACCAGCACCAGUUGGCUAAGUUUCCGACCGAAACAGAACCAGAGAUCGACGUUGAAGUCCCCUUCAUGCCAUUAGUGUUGAAGCAUGACGAGAUCCCAAGCUUUCUUCACCCUUCCUGUCGAUUCUCCAUUUUCACAGACCACAUUUUACAACAAAUCAAACGACUUCCAAACACCUUUUCUAUUCUCAUAGACACCUUUGAAGAACUAGAAAGAGACAUCAUCGACCACAUGUCUCAGCUAUGCCCGGAAGUCAUCAUUUAUCCCAUCGGACCGCUUUUCAUGAGGGCUAAAACCAUAACCUCUGAUAUCAAGGGAGACAUCUCUGACUCUGUAAAUCAGUGCAUGGAGUGGCUUGACUCGAAAGGAGGAAUGAUCGUUGAAUGGUGUGCACAAGAGAGAGUGUUGGCUCAUCCCGCGGUUGCUUGCUUCCUAAGUCACUGCGGAUGGAACUCAACCGUAGAGGCUCUAUCUUCUGGCGUUCCCAUUGUUUGUCUACCGCAGUGGGGAGAUCAAGUGACAAAUGCUGUGUACUUGGUUGAUGUGUUCAAGACAGGAGUAAGACUUGGCCGCGGAGAGUCUGAUGAGAAGAUUGUUUCAAGGGAGGUUGUGGCGGAGAAGCUACUUGAAGCGACGGUUCGAGAGAAGGCGGUGGAGCUGAGAGAAAAUGCUCGGAGGUGGAAGAAGGAGGCUGAGGCUACUGUGGAGUAUGGUGGAUCAUCUGAUAAAAAUUUUGGAGAGUUUGUGGAUAAGUUGGUUGCCAACAUCUGGUGAGAGAAGAUACCGGGAAACACUUAUUAUACCGUUGGCAUUUGGAAAAAAAUCACAUUGAUUUCAUCAUAAUGGUUGUAA